This is a messenger RNA of Plasmodium yoelii, 4503 nucleotides long. RefSeq names its product conserved Plasmodium protein, unknown function. The coding region runs from base 1 to 4503 and encodes 1500 amino acids. The transcript has a single exon. The record is from RefSeq and is a predicted model, not a curated record. NCBI's taxonomy places the organism in Eukaryota, Apicomplexa, Aconoidasida, Haemosporida, Plasmodiidae.
AUGAAUGAAAUAAAAAUAAAGAGCUCAAUAAAAUUACAAAAUAAUGAUAUACAUGAUAUUGUGGCAACUGUAAAUUUAAAUGAUGAUAAAUUUGCCAAAAAAAUAUUAAAUAAAAAAAAAGAAUUAAAAAAUGAUGAUAAUGAUGAUGGCGAUUUUACAAAUAAUUUAUAUUCUAUUUUAAAAAGAGACAAUAAAUUAUUUGAUAAAUUUUUACAAAAUCAAAACUUUUGUUUAAAAAUAAAAGGAAAAGCAAAAAAAAGAAUUGGUAAUAAUGUUUUAAAUGGACAUAAUGACAUUUUCGAUAAUAAGACGACAGUUGGACAAAAUAUAAAUAUUAACAAUGAAUUUAAAAGAUAUAUCUCAAGCGAUUUAAAAAAUUAUAAAGGUGUAAAAUUUUAUGGAAAAAUAAAAAAAGUCAAAAAUCGAACAAAACAUCUUUUAAAACAUUCUCAAAAUUGUACAACACAAGAUGAUAGUUCUUCUUAUUUAAAAAAAAAGUCAAAUUAUGAAUUAAUUGAGAAUUGUAACAAGAAAAUAAAUAAUGUACACUCAAAAAGUGGGCACAUAAAAAAUGGGCACAUAAAAAAUGGGCACAUAAAAGGAGGGACUCCAAUUAUUAAUCUGUCCUCUUUUAUUCGCAUAAAAAAAAGAAUUAUUAAAAAAAAAAAAAAAAAAAAUAUUAAAAAAUGUAAAAAAAAUAAAUUAAUAGCUAAUUUUAGAGAAACCAAAAAAGACAAAGUAUUGAGAACAAAAUGGAGUGGUAACAAAAAAAUAAAUGAAAGAAAAGAGAGUGGAAUUAUUUACAAUUUGGAGGGGAAAAAAAAAAGUGAAAUUAUUUACAAUUUGGAUGGGAAAAAAGAGAGUGGCAGUGGCAGCGUUUACAAUUUGGAGGGGAAAAAAGAGAGUGGCGGUGGCAGUGGCAGUGGCAGCGUUUACAAUUUGAAGGAAGCCAAACCAAUAAAAAAUAAAAAAGAAACAGAAAGAUUAAGCAAAAGAAAUAAAUGUCCAAUAAGCAUACGUCUAAAUUAUGAAAAAAAUAAAUUAUAUUUUAAUUGUUUAUUUAAAAAUAUUCAAAAUAGAGAUAGAAAACAAGUUUCAAAUGAUAUGAACAUGUUAGAUGAUAAAACGAUAGGAAGCAAAUCAAUAUGUGAAAUAGACGAAUUUAUUAAAAAUAAUAAAUAUGUUAUGAAAGAAAAUAUUAAAAAUAUAUAUAAGAAAAAAAAAGACUCAGAUUUGUAUAGUUGUAAUAACAGUAAUUAUUCUCGAAAAAAUAAUAAUUAUCAAAAUAAAAGAAAUUCAUGUCAUAAAUAUGACGAAACUUUUAUGAGUUUAAGUGAAAGUGGCGAAAGUGGCAAAAAUGGAAGUCUUUACAAAGAUGUAAAUUUUGCAUAUCCAUUUCAAAAUGGUGAAGAAGAUGAAAAAAAAUAUAUUAAUGUGAUGGGUAGAUAUGGAAAUAUAAAAAGAAGUUCAUUGGUGAGUGAUAAAAAUAAAUUUGAAAUAAAAAGAGAUUCAGAAAAAGUUCCAAAUAAAACAAGUUUGCAUUUAGAUAAUACUGAUUUGGAAAAACAAAAAAAAAUGAUGAAAAACAUGAUGAAAAACAUGAUGAAAAAAAUGGUGAAAAAAAUGGAAAAAGAUGCAAAUCAAAACGUGUCUAUAUUUUUAAAGCACCCUCUAAUAAGCAAAGAGCAAAUAAGCACAAACAAAGAUGUAGAUACUGAUCAUAUAAAAAAAAAAAAUGUAAAAUCUUUAAAAUGUAAUGUGAAACGUGAUAGUUUAACAUCUAUCCAUAGUGGGUUUUCUCAAAAUAAAAGUGUAAAUGAAAUUAGUGAUGAUUUUAAAUAUUAUUCUAAUUAUAAUUUUGAAAAAAAAAAAAAAUUACCUUUUUUGAAUAAGUCAUAUACUAAUACCAUCUUUAAAACUGAGGAUUGGAAAAUUGAAAAAAAAACCCAAAGCUUAUCAGUUGCAAAUAUAUUAGAUGACAAUAAAAUAAAACAUAAUUCUUUUAAUUCUGAUAAAAAAUUAUUAACUUUAAAUAUGUCUAAUAUAUUAGAUAAAAAAAAAAAAAAAAAUUUUCCUAAUUCAAAGUUUUCAAAUAGUUUUAUAGGAAGUAGAAACCGAAGCGGACCAACAAUAUCUAAAAGAAAUAGUAACAAAACAAAUAAAUAUAACGAAAAUAACCAGAUACCAAUUAAUGAUAAUGUUACCAAAAUCAAAACUAUAAAUGGAAACAUGGAUAAUAACAACCCAUCUUUUAAAAAAUUAAACAUAAAUAGUAAACUUAUUUUGGGUAGCAAGAUUGCCGAAGUAAGAAGUGGCGAAAAGGGUGGGGAAGUAAAAAAUGACGAGGCAAAAGAUGGCGAAAAAAAUGACAAGCAAAAUGACGAAAUGGUAAUAAAAUUUGUGCCUAAAGUUUGCAAGUCCGCUUCUAAAGGUGUAGUUAAACAUUUGGUGAAAAAAUACGAACAUAAAAAUGGUGUAAAACAAAAUGUCAAUGAAUUGAAAAAAGAAGAAAAGGAAGGAAAGGAAGAAAAAGGAGAAAAAGAAGAAAAAGGAGAAAAAGAGGAAAAGGAAGAAAAAGAAGAAAAGGAAGGAAAAGAAGGAAAAGACGUAAAUGAUAAUGAUGCUACGAUUGGUGGAAAAGAAAAAUCUGGACAUAAUGACGAGGCAAAAAAUGGAGAAGUAAAAAAUGGAGAAGUAAAAGAUGGCGAAAAAAAUGGAGAAGUAAAAAAUGGAGAAGUAAAAAAUGACGAGGCAAAAAGUGGAGAAGUAAAAAAUGACGGAAAAAAUGACGAAAAAAACGUAGUGGCAAAAAAUAGCAUAAAUAAAGUGUUAGUGAAAAAAAUGAUGCCGAAAAUACCAAGUCUUAAUAAAUCAAUGGUAAAAAAAAGUGUGAUUUUAAAAACGGGAAAAAAAGAAACACAUGAUAAUGAACAAGAUGAUAAAGAUUCUAAAAAAAGCGAAGAAAAUGAUUCAGAAUCUAAUUCCAAUAAAAAUGGUAAAAAUGGUAAAAAUGGUAAAAAUGAAAUGGUAUUGAACAAAACAAAAUCAGAAAUAAAUGAAGUGGCGCUGAACAAAACAGAAACAGCCAAAUGUGAUGAUAAAGAAAAAGUAAAAGUUCAUAAAGAAAUAUCCCUAAAUAAAAAUGUAAAAAAUAUACCAUCUUUGAAGGAUUUAAAAAAGGAAAAAGAUAAGAACAUAUUAAUUAAGACAGAUAAUAAUACAAAUGAAAGGAAAUUUAUAGAAAAGGCUGUAAAAAAAAAUAUUGAAAAAAUGUUAGAAAAAGAAGAAAUCGAGAAAGAUGAAGAGUCUGAAAAAACAUGGGAUCCAACUGACUUAUCUUUAUUUAACACAUCUGAGACCAUUUCUAAAAUAAUGAAUCUAAAAUUAUUUUCCUCAGUUCAAGAAAAUAUUAAUGACAACAUUGAAAAAUCAUUUGCCUUGAAUUCCAGCGAAAAAACGGCGGUUGCAAAUGCUGAGAAAGAGGAGGAAAAAGAGGAGGAGAAAAAGGAGGAGAAAGAUGAGAAGAAAGAUGAGGAGAAAGAUGAGAAGAAAGAUGAGAAGAAAGAUGAGAAGAAAGAUGAGGAGAAAGAGGAGGAGAAAGAGAAAGAAAGUGGAGAGCCACAUUUAGAUAAAACUGCUAACACAUCUUCGAAGAAUCAGGAACAAAGUACUUCUAAGAUAGUAUCGAAAAUUGGAAUUUCAAAAAAGUUCGCAUUUAAAUUUCCAUUAAAAGCUAGCAAACACUGCGUCUCCAAAGGGAGCGUAGAGGCAGCAAAAAAGGCCGAAGAAAAGGUUGAGGCAGUAGAAAAAGUUGAGGCAGCAGAAAAAGUUGAGGCAGUAGAAAAGGUUGAGGCAGCAGAAAAGGUUGAGGCAGCAGAAAAAGUUGAGGAAAACAAAGAUGAGGAAAAGAACGAGAAAGACGAUUUUGUAACUAAAAAACCGAAUAUACUGAAACAUCCUUUAAAAGCUAAGAUGCCGGGUAUUCCUAAAAACAAUGUCGAAAAGGCCCUUAUAAAAAAAAACAAUUUCAUUAAAAAGCUGAAUAAUAUAAAAAACGUAUUACCAUCAAAAGAAUUGCCGAUCAAAAAUGUAAAAAUUGAUGAAAAUGUAAAAAUUGAUGAGAAUAAAACAAAUGAUGACAAUAAAAAUGGAGAUAUUCGACUAAAUCCAGACUCUAUUAAGACUGACAAUACAUCUGUCUUAACAUCAUCUAUAAACUUAGACACCGCAAAUUGCCAUACUAACAAUUCGGCAGAACCCACUAAUUCAGUAAAUAAACACGAAGAGGAAAUAAAAAAUGAAUCAAACAAUGAAGAGAAAAAAAUAAACGAAAAUAUAAACCAUAUACCAUCAAAACCAAUUAUUAAAAUAGUUCCAAAAUUUCCUAAAAAUGUAAUAAGUGGUCCUAUUAAAACCAACUUUACUAAAGACAUUGAUUCUUUAAAAAAAGCAGUAAAGACAAAACCACCAAUGUUGAGCAAAUAUAAACCCAAAGCUGCUUAA